Xiphophorus couchianus (Monterrey platyfish) is the source of this 3065-nucleotide messenger RNA. It is a transcript of the gene elovl5, whose product is annotated as ELOVL fatty acid elongase 5. The record is from RefSeq and is a predicted model, not a curated record. Gene Ontology annotation, cellular component: endoplasmic reticulum; endoplasmic reticulum membrane. Gene Ontology annotation, molecular function: fatty acid elongase activity. The coding region runs from base 237 to 1121 and encodes 294 amino acids. Lineage: Eukaryota; Metazoa; Chordata; Actinopteri; Cyprinodontiformes; Poeciliidae. Gene Ontology annotation, biological process: fatty acid elongation, monounsaturated fatty acid; sphingolipid biosynthetic process; very long-chain fatty acid biosynthetic process. The transcript has 8 exons.
CAUUGCGACACAGCAGGUCACCUCCUGGCUAUAACCCCAGCGCAGGGCAGCGGGCCAGGCUGUGUGUUCCUCCCACUCCUCUCCACAGAUACAGACACACACACCCACACACACACACACACUCACACACCCAGCAAAGCAGAGCGGCACCGUGAGCUCAACCCGGCCAGCCAAGGUUACUCAUCAGUCUGCUGCUUCUCCUCCACGUUUCCUCCACCGACCCUGUAUGGUAAAAAAUGGAGACCUUAAAUCAGAAACUAAAUGCCUACUUUGAAACAUGGAUGGGUCCCAGAGAUAAGAGGGUGCAGGGAAUGCUCCUGCUCGACAGUUACCUACCAACCUUUGCACUCACAGUCAUAUACCUUCUGAUUGUGUGGAUGGGGCCCAAGUACAUGAAGCACAGGCAGCCAUACUCCUGCCGAGGCCUCAUGGUGCUCUACAAUCUGGGAAUCACCUGUUUGUCCUUCUACAUGUGGUAUGAGCUUGCUACGACUGCAUGGUACGGUGGAUACAACUUCUACUGCCAGGACACUUACAGCGCCCCAGAAGUGGAUGAAAAGAUCAUAAGUGUCCUUUGGUGGUACUAUUUCUCCAAGCUGCUCGAGUUCAUUGACACCUUUUUCUUCAUACUGCGGAAAAACAAUCACCAAAUCACAUUUCUCCACGUCUACCACCACGCCAGCAUGCUGAACAUCUGGUGGUUCGUCAUGAACUGGAUACCCUGCGGUCACUCAUAUUUCGGGGCCUCCCUGAACAGCUUUGUCCACGUUGUGAUGUAUUCCUACUACGGCCUCGCAGCCAUUCCCGCCCUCCGACCGUACCUCUGGUGGAAGAGGUACAUCACCCAGCUGCAGCUGAUCCAGUUUUGUUUGACCGUGAUGCAGACGGCGUUGGCAGUCGUCUGGCCGUGCGGCUUCCCCAUCAGAUGGCUGUACUUCCAAAUAAGCUACAUGUUCUCGUUCAUUGUCCUUUUCUCUAAUUUCUACUUCCAGACUUACAAGAAGCGCAUCCAUUCUCAAAAGACGGAGCAUCAGAACGGUUCCUCUGCGUCGGUAAACAGACACGCCAACGGAACGGCGUCGAUGGAGCACACAGCGCCCAGAAAGCUCCGGGUGGAUUGAUAUUUGAGAAACUACCGCCAGUUUCCCACUGUAGCCCGUUAGGUUAUGCUGCUAGAGUUAUAUGUAUAUUUUUAUCUAGAAUAGACCAGACCAGCACUCACUUCAGAUAAAAUAAGCCAUAGCCACAUACAGCACAUGCAGAAACUUUUCCUUUAUUUCCCUCAUAAAUACAAAACAGGUCUGAACUACUGAAUCAUUAUAGCGCUAAGUGACGAGUACUGUAGUAUUCCUGAAUCUUUACACUACUCCUCCCUUGCCUUUUGGUCCUUUAAUUGCUAAAAAAAAAGGUCAGUGCACACAAACAUUGAAAAAUUCAGCAAUGCUUUGCACAACAAAGGUCCAAAGAUUAACGACAGAGCAUGUUGGCAGAAUAUUUUAUAGCACAUCAUGAUAUCAGUUUAAGGGACGCUUUAAAACAAACAGCAAUUAUUAUGUUUUUUUAAAAGUGUAACUGCAUUAUGAUACAUAUGUGUCUCACUUUAUCGUAUUCCUGCGUGCACGGUUGCACAAUCCAAACUUUUAGUCUCAGUCAGGUGCUUUUUUCAGGUCGGUUUGAAAUGCCAAACUGUCUCAUCACGACCAAAGCUCUUAUUAGUAUUCAGGUUAACUGUGUAACUGUGGUCACAGUGUGAAAGGAGAGCUACUGUGUUUUCAAAUGCAGGACAAUAAAUGAUCCAACUUUAAAGGAGUUUUGUCUGAAUAAUAAUUCUCCUUUCACACUGUGUUGCAUCGACUCCAUUAUUCAUCUGAGAAAUUAUGCAGGGCAUUACGAGAAAUGCAAAAACCUUAAAUGUUUAGUUGUCUGUUCUUGGCAGUCACAUAAGCUUUCAACACUACAUAUUUUUUACCUGAAUAAGCUGAUGUUCAGAAGGUUCUGCAGUAAAGUAAGUGCUAAAAACUCUAAUAUGACUGAAUAGUUUGGUAUCAACACUGCACAGUUUUAAUGGUACUUAAAAAUCUAGAUUUAUCCCUAAAUUUGAACAUCAGACGAAAAAAAAAAAAAAAAAUUUCAAUCAGAAAAAAUUUGUUUCAAAUCCCUGUCUGUGAAUGGCAUUAGUAGUACAGGUAUGAGUAACUCUGCUUGCUCUUUAAUAGAUGUGUUUUGCAGCAGACAUUUUGACUAUUGAAUGGCUAAAAAUAGCGAAGGUUCCUCUCAGUGAUCCAGUGAACCUUGGCAGUAUGCAGACCAGCAGCAGCACCAUCUUACAAAGGGAGGCAAUGGAAAAAGUUAAUGGAGUUAACUGCUGUUAACUGUUUCUGUUAGGACAAUUCAAGAAGGUUGCUUUGAGAAAACAACCCUCUGAAACUCCCAUCAAAACAUUUCAAGCACCUUACAUUCUUAAACAACACACAUGCCAAAGUAUUUUCCAUGCAAUAUUAAUGUUUUAUAUGGAAUUUCAGUUUUGGAAUUCAAUAUUUAUCUAGACUCAAACUGUGAAACAAACAUUUAUCAUCCCAACUUUCCCAGAAUCAUUAAUCAGCAAAAUGCUGAAGUUAGCUACCAGAUCUGGCAGUGUGGUUAAGGCUAUUUCACUCGUUUCUUUGACAUCUGGACCAAUUUGGUCAGUAAUACUUUGACUUGUCAAAUCUGGACUGUAUGAAAUGCAAUAAAAAAAAAAAUGAAAGAAACCGUGGCCAUCCAAUUUGGUGACCAGACAUUGCUGUAGAGGUUAAUAUGCUUUUGCUUUUCUAAUACAAUGAUAAUAACAGAAAUACAUAAAAUGUGAUGUUUAAGGCCACUCACGUAUUAAAAAUUCAAGCUUAUAGCAUUUCUAUAAAUGUGCUGCCUUCUGGACCAGCUAAUAUAUUUUGUCACGCAGCUUAGAAUGUUAUAUUGUCAUUUUCUCUAAUCAAAUUCAUCAAAAGUGUUUAGUUCCUUCAGAAUCCAUCAUGUUGAUUUGUAUCUCACUAACAAUUGAAAAUCAGAAAUGUUCAGUUUUUUUA